CUGCAUUAAACAUAUUGAACUGCAAAAUCUCAGACCCUAAACCCUAAAAAUGGCAGAUCAAAAUCAAGAACAAGAGGAAAUCGAUAAUGAAUACGGUGUACUUCUUUAUUACAAAUACACUCAAAUUCCAGAUCUCGAUUCUCUCCUCUCAUUCUUCAACUCCAACUGCAUUUCUCUUUCUCUUCUCGGCCGUGUCCGUCUCUCCUCUAACGGCGUCAACGUCACCGUUGGUGGUUUAUUGUCGUCGCUAAAGAAGCAUAUUACGGCGGUGAAAUCGAAUAGUUUAUUUGACGGAACAGAUUUCAAGCUCGCGUCCUCUCAUUUUCCGGUGAAUGACAAAGUUGCGAAGGAAUGCGGUUUCACUUCACUCUCAAUUCGCAUUGUCAAGGAAUUGGUUACAUUUAGCUCUUAUCCAUUGUUGAAACAGCCAGAUGUUUCAAAUGCGGGAAAGCAUCUUUCUGCGGCGGAGUUCCACUCUGUUCUUCAAAAUGCCGGGCAAUGUUCACAGAAAGACGGUCCAGCUUCUGACGGAGGGCUUGUUCUAUUAGAUGCAAGGAACUUAUACGAGACACGAAUUGGGAAGUUUAAUAUGCCUGCUGUGGAAACUUUGGAUCCAAGUAUUAGGCAGUAUAGUGAUCUUCCUUCAUGGAUAGAUGAUAAUUCUGAACAAUUGCGGGGCAAACAGGUGCUCAUGUAUUGCACUGGCGGAAUAAGGUGUGAAGUAGCAUCGGCAUAUAUUAAGUCUAAAGGAGCUGGAUUUGAAAAUGUAUUUCAGUUAUAUGGUGGAAUACAGCGUUAUUUGGAACAGUUUCCUGAUGGUGGCUUUUUUAAAGGAAAGAAUUUUGUGUUUGAUCACCGGGUUUCUGUUGGGAGUUCAAAUACAAAUGUUUUGGGAACCUGCCUUACUUGUUGCAUGCCCUUUGAUGACUAUUCUUCACGCUGCAGAUGCUCCGAUUGUAGAAUGCUUGUUCUGGUCUGUGACAAUUGUCAGACAAAGGAAGCUGUCUAUGUUUGUGAGCUAUGUCGGAAACAUGGCAAAGUAGUUGGCGCAAUUCUAGCUAUCAAAGAUGACCAACCAGAAGAAACAAUGACAGGAAGUGAUCUAAAAUGCAUUACAUCAGAUACUACAAUCUCGCAUCAACUGCAUAUGGGACCGGAUAUUGGUUCCCGGAGGAAGCUAAGAAUUUUAUGCUUGCAUGGGUUUCGGCAAAAUGCCUCUAGUUUUAAAGGAAGAACUGCAUCAUUGGCCAAGAAACUCAAAAACAUCGCUGAGCUUGUUUUUAUCGACGCUCCCCAUGAAUUACCUUUCAUUUACCAACCUUGUGUCUCAGAACCAAGGGACAGUAACGUUUCAUCAUUACCAUCACAAGAAAUUCUUCCGCCAAAAGAAAAUUGCCGGACGAAGUUUGCUUGGUUGAUAUCACCUGAAUUCAGAGAAAAGGGUGAAGCUCUUUGGAAAGUUGCAGAUGGUCCUUUCAACCCGCUUCAGUAUCAGCAGCAAACUGAAGGGCUUGAUGUAUCGGUAGAAUAUUUGCGGACUGUAUUCUCAAAGGAAGGGCCUUUCGAUGGGAUCCUAGGUUUUUCACAGGGUGCAGCAAUGGCCGCUUCAGUUUGUGCUCUAGAAAGGAGACUAAAAGGGGACAUCAAUAUCAGAUUUGCAAUUUUGUGUUCUGGAUUUGCUCUUCAACUUUCCGACGUCAAAUCUGUAACAAUCAACUGCCCUUCGCUUCACAUAUUUGGUAGUACGUUGGGCAAAGACCGACAGAUUGCAAAUCAAGCCAGCAGAGACCUCGCUGCAUCGUUUGAAGAAGGUUCCUCGGUUAUUAUUGAGCACGAUUCGGGUCACAUAAUUCCUACUCGACCGCCUUUUAUUGAUCAGAUUAGGGAUUUUCUUCAGCGUUUCCUCUGAUGCAAUUGAUAGUUAUAAUGUGAUUGUAAACUGAACUGGCUGAACUGUGGGUAAAGAUUAAUUGCCUUCAGAUUCAUGUAUUUUGAGCUUAAAAAUAUAUUAAAUAUUUAUGUAGUUAAAUUAUGAAAAUGUAUGAUAUAUUAGUAAUUUAAUUUAGUUUAAGUUUUUACA
Molecule: messenger RNA, 2080 nt
Organism: Mercurialis annua (annual mercury)
Lineage: Eukaryota; Viridiplantae; Streptophyta; Magnoliopsida; Malpighiales; Euphorbiaceae
Product: rhodanese-like domain-containing protein 6
Exons: 9
Coding region: 50-1909 (619 amino acids)
Source: RefSeq, a predicted model, not a curated record